Messenger RNA from Lymnaea stagnalis (great pond snail), 4219 nucleotides. The record is from the annotation of a GenBank genome assembly. Lineage: Eukaryota; Metazoa; Mollusca; Gastropoda; Lymnaeidae.
GACAGAAUUACCUGGAAACACCAAUUUGGCCACCCUAAUUAGCCAAGUUGGCCAGGAGUCGGAUUAACUUUAAACAUGGAUUUUCUUGUUAAAAAUUAUUACAGUAUUAGUAUUAUGAUGCCAAAAGCAGGUAAAACUACUAUUGUUACCGUAAUUAUAGUGAUAAGGGUUUUUAAAAUUUAUUUUUGCAACUUUUACAACAGCUUCACAAAUUAUUUAUAUAUUUUUUUUAAAUACCACUAUGGUUGCUUCUUGUAAAUAUUAGGGAUUUUGAGCAUGCUAUUCCCCCACCACAUCCCCCAGUAUUUUCUUUGCUUCCAGAUUUUUAUCGGGGAGGGUACGGAAGGGUUUAAAAUGGAGGUGGCUGGAGAUAGAGCAGACGAACUGAGGACAGUUUGGUGGUAAUGGAAGAGAGUUAACUGUGGGGGAAUAAUGUAUAGCCUGGAGAUAAUGCUAUGUUUGGUAUAUCUUGAGUCAAUAUUAAACCACAGUAGAUGAAAAACCUGGCAAAGUUGAUCAAAAGUUGCGUGUACAAGUAAUGGGUGACAAUUGGGCUUCGAAAUUAGAUAUUUUCUCAUCAAAAGCUGUGGAACCUGACAACCAGCGUGUAGCAGCUAACACAGCUAGUAUGUAACUAGUAUGGUCAAAUGUAAUUUCCUUUAAAACUCUGCUAAUUCUUAUAUAAUUUCAACCAUUAUUAUCAUCAUCUGUAUUCAGAUAACAGAGUGUCUGACUGGUUUCUGAUGAGCUCUCCCUUGCCCACCCUUGCUUUAGUGACCUUGUACCUGGCCAUAAUCAUCCAUGGCCAGAGUUUCAUGAAGAACAUAAACCCAUUUGACCUGAAGGGAGUAAUGGUAGUCUACAACUGUGGCCUUGUUAUUCUUUCUGCUUAUAUGUUACAUGAGGUGAGAUUUGUUUACACCAGCGUUGCAAAGUUAGAGUUUCAAAUUUUAAGCUGACCUUAAACCUACUAUGACUAUAGACUAUAGUCUAUAGGCAUAGGCCUACCUUUCUUUCAACAGCAUCUAAUUUGUUUGGAGUGCUAUUUUAAUUUAUUAAUUAUAUUUGUUACGGAUAAAUUCAAAUUAUUACCAGCAUUUUCAUUUACCUAAGAUUUAAUUACAUAACUUGGCUUUUUUUUUUUAAGCCAAGUUAUCAAAUCAUCAACAUUUACUGAUGAUUUGAUCAGAUAACUUGGCUUUUUAAAAAAAAGAAAAAUAAUAAUUAUACUAAUACUAAUACUCACAUUCUAUUCAUAUGGGAAGUAGAAUUCUGUUUGAUUUAUAUAAGUAACAAGUUUGCGAAAAACCAAAUCACAUUUUUUUAAAAAUAAUAUAUAAAUUUUAUGAUUAGAUCUUGUGAUUGACGCCUUGCACUGGUUUUGGUGUCCCAAUAAAAAGUCUCUGAUGAUCUUUUCUUGAGUGCACUUGCUAUGAUUUUCCUGAAUCUCUUUGAUGAUGGCAUUUAAUCUAUAAUAGUUUAAUUUCCUAUAUUUGUUAAUCUUAACUGUACAUUAAUAUUUAAUAUGAUGCUGUUCUAAAAUCCAAUUAUCAGUUUGUCAUGUCAUCCUGGACUGUGAAUGGAUUUAAUCUGCUCUGCCAACCAAUGGAUUAUUCAGAUGAUGUGAACUCUGUCAGGGUGAGUAGCUAAUCAUGGUGGGGAAAAAAACUAUAAUUUUAAAUUUUUAAAAAGUGUUUUAAAGUCAAAGUUCCACUCAUCAUUUUGAAGGGUCAAAAACAGACCAGUAUUCAUUGGUGUCUACGCAGAGGGGUAAAGGGUGGGGGAUAGACACCCCUGGUAGUAAACAUUUGAAGACUUCAUGAAUGAGCCAUACUUUUUAAUUACAUUCAAAAAUAAAUAAUACAUUCUCUCCAAAAACACCAUCAUAUGAUUAUGCCAACAACACCAUUAUAUGAUUAUACCAAAAACACCAUCAAAUGAUUAUGCCAACAAUACUAUCAAUUGAUUAUGCCAAAAAUACCCUCAUCAGUUUGUGUUUACUUACAGCUGGCCGGGGCGUGUUGGUGGUUCUUUAUUUCUAAAUUAAUCGAACUGUUGGAUACGGUGAGUAGGAUCUUUACCUUCUUUUGGUUACGUACAACUUAAGGGUGACAAUUGGGGGGGGGGGGGGGGGCCUCAGUGUUUGAGUAAGCUAGUGUGGGGCCUGUGGUAUAUGUUAAAUGGAGGCCCUAUAUUUAAAAAAUCAAUGAAACAACACAAAGGUAUUUUAACACAUACAUUUUUAAUUUGCAUAGUAACUAUCAUUAUCAAAAGUAACGACACAGUCAAAAUUAUUGUUAAAAUAUUAUUUUUCCACAUUUAACAUGAGCAAAUUUGUGGAUGAUAUUGGAUGUAUCCAUUCCACACACAAGUUUAUGUUCAUAUGUCAAGAUCAUUGUGUAAUGCUCGUAUUAGAAGAUGACCAAAACAUUAUGUAGGUAUUUUUUGGCAUGGGACCUGUAGCAUAUGCUAUUUUGGCUACUACAUUAAUCUGGCUCUGAUGCUGCUAAAGUUAGUUGUAAACCUUUGUUGAUACCAUGGUCAUGUUGUUCACCCAUAUUUGCAGGUCUUUUUUGUAUUGCGAAAAAAGAACAACCAGAUCUCCUUCCUCCAUGUGUAUCAUCACACAACUAUGCCGAUUUUGUGGUGGGUGGGAGUGAAGUUUGUUGCUGGAGGUGAAGGUAAGCUUAAUAUAACAAAACUGUGAUCUAUUGGUUGGCGGUUUUUGUUUUUACUAUUGUGCAGAGAGCACGAAGUAUAUUAGUACUGACAGGAUGUUUGACGUAUAUAAGUACUGACAGGAUGUUUGAAGUAUGUAAGUAUUGACAGGAUGUUUGACCGUAAAACUGUUUGUUUUUUUAAUUUUUAUUUAAGGAAUUCAUCAUGUUUGCAUAAAUAUAUGUGUAUGUGUAUAUCUAAAUUGCAUUAAGUAGUUUUAACAGUCAUCGAAAUAUAUACCCAAUGCCUAUAGAUCGUGGUGAUAGUAAAUUACUUAUAUUUUUAAAAAAAUAGACACAAUCUUGUCUAAAAUCCUAAUGAUUUAUUUGUUGUAUUAAUCCAGUAAAUGUUUCCACCUUUCCUAGCUUAUUUUUCUACCACCUUUAACUCCGGAGUUCAUGUCCUGAUGUACUUGUAUUACAUGCUGUCAGCUGUAGGACCAGCCCUGCAGCCAUAUUUGUGGUGGAAAAAGUACCUUACAACACUGCAGCUGGUAAGUGUUACAGCCUAUGCCUGUGCAUAUUGUGUUUCUUUGCUUUACAUGUUAAGCCUAUGCCACUCAUUGUAGACCCUGUUUUAUAUAAACUUUACCAAUGUGGCAUUAAAGAAGUCUUUACCAUAAGCAAUAUCUGAAAAUAUUAUUUUAAGUAUGAAAAUGUAAUAACUUAAAUCAACUGAAUUGGCUAUCAUUCAACAGAAAUAGUACACAUUAAUUAAUGAGCUAAGCAUAUAGUUAAAACACUAGUUAUUGUAAUUACUAAUACCUUAGUGGCUUUAGGACAUACUUUAUGGGUAGGUCAUGAUAAGCAGGUUGUUAUAAGUAGGCCAUUUAAACUCGUGUUGGUUUUUGUUCCCUACAAGAUCAAAGGUAAAGAGUAUCAUUUGUGAGCUGGACAACAGUUCUCUGUUAAAGCAUGUAACAACUUUAGACAGAGAUUUACAUUUAUCUUACAUAUUAUAUUUAUGAGAUAGAUUAUAUGAUGUUUGUUAAAGGUUAGUCACUCUGUACUACAAUCAACUGGUCAGUGUACAAAUUGAUGCUUUUUUAAUAGAAUCUGACACAUAUUUUUGUGUCCACCAACAGGUGCAGUUCUGGGUUGUGCUAGUCAAGACAGUUGUGGCCAUCGUUGUUGACUGUGGCUACCCAGUUGGCUAUGAAUAUUUCCUGGUGUUUUACAUGGUCUCACACAUAAUCCUCUUUACACAUUUCUACAAGUCCACUUACCACAAACCAAGGAAUAAUCCUAAAUAUCAUGAGAACAACAACAUUCCAGAACCCAAGCAGCCACUCAAAGGCAAUAUCAAAGGGGAGCUUCGGGAACGUAAAUAAAUCUCUCAAGCAGCUCCCAACAGUGACAUUUAGGAUUGAUUUAAAUUCUACUUAAUUUAAACCCAGUUAUUCAGAGAGAUGCUAUAAACAAUGGUUGGCUUGUAACUCUACUUAAUUAAAACCCAGCCAUUCAGAGAGAUACUAUAAACUAGGGUUGGCUUGUGAUGAGAC